Messenger RNA from Cuscuta campestris, 3920 nucleotides. NCBI's taxonomy places the organism in Eukaryota, Viridiplantae, Streptophyta, Magnoliopsida, Solanales, Convolvulaceae. The record is from the annotation of a GenBank genome assembly.
ACCAACCGGGCAGGAAAACCUAUAUUGCCGUUCUAGUUAUUCUUUCUUGGUUAUCUGCUCCCACCCGUCCUUUUUCGGCAAACUGCAGGAAGUUUGAGAGCAGUAAUUUGCUCUUCUGGAACUCCUGCUGUUCCAACCGGAACUCCAGGCUCGCCAUUCCCGACAGCAUCAGUUAAUAAGAUUUGGGGAUUUUGGGGCAUGCCGGGUUUCAGGGCUUAGUUGGGAGGAAAUGGAGUUCGCAAGAUUGAAUGGUGCAUACUGCAACCCCAGAUAAGUUAUAAACUAUCUUUGACAUAGGUUUAUCAAUAUCGUAGUAGUUAGUUCUCGUCGGGUAAUCAAGACAAUAUCCAGGGAACCAAUUAGGAUAUGCUACAUACUGCAACUCCAGUUGUGCUUUCCUUUGGAUAUUAGUGAGCUGGCAUUUCCAUCAGGCCUAAAGCAAAAACUAUCUAUGGGGAGAGCUGCAGUGCUGCACCUUCCUCUAGAAGUCAAGCUCAGUUGGACACGACAGCAAUAAUUUCAGCUUGAAGGAUAUGUGAGUACCAUUUUCUUCCAUUUCUUGUACUUCAGCAAAAACAAUUGAAGGGAGAUUGAGAUCAUCUUGCAGUUGAGAAAAAACUCUAAACUUUUUAAAAUUCAGUUUCAUAAACCUCUUCUUAUAAGCUCUUUAUUGGAACCAUAGUCUUUGAUCUCUCCUACUUUUUUCUGCUUAGUGUUGUUUGUUUGCUUUUAUGUUAAGUGUUUUUUUGGUACAUGGGAAUGGAAAAACAGAGACAAAACUAAGAGCGAAUAAAAGAGGUUCCUCUAAGGUCAGAGCAGAGAAAGGGCCUCAACUCGUCCGGAGGCUUCUCUAGAAUAAAAAGAUCUUGAUCUCCGGUAGCCUCUUUCUUUGCAAGCAAGUCAACACAAGCAUUUCCUUCCCGUAGGGUAUGAUAUAGGCAAACCUCCCAAGGUAGCUGGAUCAAGUCCUGGAAAAGACGAAUUUGUGUGGAGGCUGUGCAAUGCAUGAGGAUAAGGAAUCAAUAUCAGUUGUAGUGCCUCCGUGGAGUCACUCUCUCACACCAACCGGCGAAAGACCUGCUCCCAAGCAUAUUUCAAACCAUGAAGAAUGCCUGCCACCUCAGCUGAGAUGUUGUCUUUAAGGCCAAUGCUGCCAUAGGAAUCUACAAUUGGCUGUGCAAUGGAGUUUCCACAUCCUCCCCCAAGCUUCGUUUUCUGUAGCUCGCUGAGCAUGGGCAACGGAGUUGGACAACCAUGCAUAAGCUCUGGAUACGGAAUAGUGGUCAUCUAAGUUGGACUUCCAAGUAAUAAAACCUUGUGCCCUUGGGUGGACUCUCAUUUUGGCAUUAAGAAUGGCUUCCCUAACAUUAUCAUCGCAAGGAGUGGACAACCCACCAAAGCUUGGAUUGACAAUAACGAUGUCUCGAAUGUGCAAGUUGGAGUCGGAGAUGUGCAAAAGAGGAACCUGGUUACAUAGCCUCCCCAGCUGGUUAUGCCAAUGAGAGAACCAAACCAAGAACUCCCCAUUACCUACCCUAAGUUCUAAUCCUUCUUUAAGAAAUGGGCUGCCUUGAGAAUUGACACCCAAGAUGGAUCAAACCCACCAUAUGUUUGGGUAAGAAGCCUCGUCCAAAGUUUGUUCGGAGUGUGGGUUAGAUCUCAAACAGGUUCUCCCAAGAAGACAGCGAUCAUGAGUCAUGCUUUGCGGACCCCAAGGCCGCCAAAAUUCAUGGGGGCUGUGACAAUAUCCCAACCCGCCCAAUUUACUCCCAUUGUUUCCUUGUCCCGUCCCUAUAGGAAGUUCCUAGCAAUCUUGUCAAGGUGCUCAUAUGGUAAAAUGGAAUUCACGAUAGAACAGCCUUCACAAGAACCAGUAUAUUGGCCUUGUUAAGCGUGUUGCAUUUCGAGGCAGCUAGCUUAGAGUGCAAUCUGUCAAUGACGUCCUCAUACUUGGCUACUCUAUUCCUUCCACCCCCAGGCGCCUCCCCCAAGUACUCCCCAGGGAGUCUCCCAAGGUCAUAGGAAGGAUGCCUCUAAACUUCUGCUUAGCUUCUAGAACACCUCCUGCCACCAUUACUCUGGACUUCUCCAUGUUAACAUUCAACCCGGACAUAGCUAAGAACUCUCCAACGUUCCCUUGAUAAUGGGCAAGUCUUUUGGCGAGGCCUUGAAGAGUAGGAUGUCAUCUGUCGGAGAAAGCUAUGGCUCCUCUGUGCAUUUGGACUCACUUCCACUCUCUAGAGCAAACCUUAUCUUGAAUCAUGCUAACAGGGCGGAAAUGGUUGAGGUGCGUGGGGUUGUCGUCCUUGGGGAUGAGUGUUUCAACGAGCCUAGGAUCAAUCCGACCAAAUGUGAGUGGUUCACUGACCACUCUACAAGUGUCGUCGCCAAGCACACUCCAAUAUCUCUUGAAGAAAAGCGGUUGGAAUCCAUCCGGGCUGAGAUCGUUAAAAGCCUUGAUAAAUUUUAGUUCAUUCCAAACCUCAUCUUUAGUUAUCGGCCUCAAGAGAGCAACUGCUUCUUUGUUUGUUUAGGUGGCACCCAAGCCAUACUAAUAUCCCAAAGUGGUGACACCGUCUAGACAAAAAAGUGUCUUAAAGUAGCUUUGAUCCACUGUUUUCACGGCAGAUUAGUCCGUGCACCAAUCGUCACCAUCAAUGAAAUGCCCUUCAACCUGAUUCCUCUUUCUUCAAAUGAUUGUCUGGGUGUGGAAUAAUUUUGCACUCCCAUCCACAAGCUGGACAAAACUGCUCUUUAGACCUUUAGAACCAGAACCCCUCCUUUUGAGCCUAAAGGACCUCUCUCCUAAUGAAGACCUAGGAGCGAGAAAGUGGCCCCUCCAGCAAGCACCUAUGUAUCCCACUGAUGCGAGCUUUGAGGUGCCACUUGCAUUGGAAAAUAUUCCCAAACAUAUCCUUCUUGAAACGAGUUCAACCUUCCCUAAGACCCUGACCGCUUUCAGCUUCGAGAGGAUGUCUCCUUAAGUUCUGUUCCAAGCCUUGUUGACUACAUCAGCAAACCGCGAGCACAAAGUCCAUGCUGCCCCAAAGCAGAAAGACUUGUUGGCAACCCCCCGAGUAAGUCCACAUAACGGGCGAGGAGGGGCUGGUAGUUGGAGUAGUAAUGAGGUAGCGAUUCCACCACCGCUUCAGGAUAAAGCAUACGCCGCGCUAGGUCCUUUAAGGCCCUGUCCAGUCUCUCAAGAACAAUUUGGCUACCCAUGAGAGUCUGGUGCCUACCAGGCUUUCUGGCAUGAAUCCCCCCCCCCACCCCAUGCACUUCACUAGAUCUGAACCAAUUUUGCAUCAAAAUCAAAGACCCACAAAAAACACAGUUAGAAGGUCCUCUGUCCUUCAUUCAUCCGUAGUGGGCGGUCAAGAAUUUGAUGCUUUUUCAGACACCCAAUUCUCUCAUGGUAUUGAAAAUGUAAGUUCUGCAUUCCUUUCUAUGUAAAUAUGUUGACAAAAUAUGCAUGUCAAGUGUUUGAUGAAUUGCCUCUAACAAGUUUAUGUAUGCAGCAGAUUCAAGCUGAAAUCUGAACGUCAUUAUGCUUUAUUAUUUUUGGUUUAUCAUAUUUUAGUUUGAACUAGUGACUUCCUUGUGAAUCAUUCCCCUUGUUAAUGUUGUUAUAGUUGUUUACUGUUUAAUGUAUUGAUAUGUACGUUUUUCAAAAAAAAAAAGGUAUGGGAAGGAUAUUCCCAGUUGGCAGUAUCCAGCUGUAUGUAUAUCAAUUGCUUAUAAUCCUAAAUAUGAUGAAUUGUUUAUGCUAGUUUGCCAUGAUAACUUUGCUUAUAAUUGCUUAUAACUUCUAAACAAGUGCUUAAUGCUCCCAUCUCUUUAGAUGCUCUAUUUUUAAAGCAGCAUGAUGGAAAAGAGUGCCCUAUAGAGAUCAAGAACAACUCCAGAUACUAUCAAUAUUU